This is a messenger RNA of Linderina pennispora, 1069 nucleotides long. RefSeq lists its product as uncharacterized. Lineage: Eukaryota; Fungi; Kickxellomycota; Kickxellomycetes; Kickxellales; Kickxellaceae. Bases 91 to 801 code for a protein of 236 amino acids. The record is from RefSeq and is a predicted model, not a curated record. The transcript has a single exon.
GUGAGAAAAAAUUUUUAUUUUCAUGGCGGCCACACACCUUUUCCUCCUCAUGUAUAAAACGGCGCCAGGCCGAAAGUAUUCUUUUCUCGCAUGCUGGUGCUCCCUUUUUUUAAAAACACCCUCUGUCGCUCGUUUUUUCUCGCCUGUCGUUAUAGUAAGGCCCCUGUUGCGCACACUCCUUUUCCUUUUCCUUUUUCGGCCUGGCUCCAGCACAAACAGCUUUUCUACAUCUUCACGACCCAUUCAAAAGCAGAGGCUCCAUAUAUACACUCUGUUGGAGUAAGCGCUACACAUGCAUCGAGUAUCUCUGCCCAGCAUCCACGAGAUAACGUACGGGCUCCCGGCGACAUCACCGGCGCCGGCGCCACCAGCACCACCACAGCAGUACGAGCACGCGUACGUGCCGCAGUACCAAUACCCGCCGCCGCCGCACGCGGCGCCUCCAUACAAGGAAGAGGAGGUGGUGGCGGGCGAGUACGGGAUUCCCGGAAUCAUCAACAACUACGACCAGCGGUCGGCCACCAGCGUCCACAUAGUGUCGCCGUUCCACCAGCCGGCCAGCCAAGGCUCGCUGCCCACGCCGCCCCUCAACACAAUGCGGCCGACCACACGCUCCCCGCCGACGGCGGCCGAGACGGCGGCGGCGGUGGCAGCAGCCCGGUCGUCGGUCAAUGUGGAAUUGUCGCUGGCAGAUUUGGACGAGGACGACGUGGACGACGAGCGCAUGACAACAGCCAAGAUUCGCACUAUCCACAAGCUGGCAGAGAGGCGGCGGCGCAAGGAAAUGAAGAACCUGUUUGACGCGCUCAGGAAAACGCUGCCGGUGGAUAGGAGCGUAAGGCUCAGCAAGUGGGAGGUGCUGAAGAAGGCCAUUGAGGUCAUUGGCGCACAGGACCAAGAAAUCCGGGUCCUGCGUGCCCACGUCCACGCGCACCAGCGCGCCGUCCUCGACCGCUGACCCCCACCCAAGCAACAACACAAACCUUUAAUUGUACCUUUGUUUCCUUCUUCCUUCCUUUUGUAUGUCUGCCAUUAUAUUGGCCAAUCCAACCUGUCUGUGCACAAUACA